Messenger RNA from Trichomycterus rosablanca, 2073 nucleotides. RefSeq names its product SLU7 homolog, splicing factor (gene slu7). NCBI's taxonomy places the organism in Eukaryota, Metazoa, Chordata, Actinopteri, Siluriformes, Trichomycteridae. Bases 110 to 1798 code for a protein of 562 amino acids. Gene Ontology annotation, molecular function: pre-mRNA 3'-splice site binding. Gene Ontology annotation, cellular component: spliceosomal complex. The transcript has 15 exons. The record is from RefSeq and is a predicted model, not a curated record. Gene Ontology annotation, biological process: mRNA splicing, via spliceosome.
AGCUAGCUAAAUUGCUAACGCAGUUGCUAGUUGAAUUGGACAAACGCAGCUUUACAUCGUGCAGUUUUGCCUGUUAUCGGAUUUUGCAGUUAGACUGGUGUGAUUCACCAUGCAGCAGAUCGAAGAGGCUGCUCCGAGUCAGGAGGGGGUCGUGGAUCUGGAGGAGCCCAAGAAAAUGACCCGAGAAGAUUGGAGAAAAAAGAAGGAGCUUGAAGAGCAAAGAAAACUGGGAAAUGCUCCUGCUGAGGUUGAUGAGGAGGGAAAGGACAUCAACCCUCACAUUCCGCAGUAUAUUUCAUCCGUGCCAUGGUAUAUUGACCCUUCCAAAAGACCUACACUCAAGCACCAGAGACCUCAGGAAGAGACACAACAUCAGUUUUCAGCCAUCGGAGAUUGGUAUAAGAGAGGCGUGCAGGAUAAAUCUGUCAGCACAAAGUACAGAAAGGGGGCAUGUGAGAAUUGUGGUGCCAUGACUCAUAAGAAGAAGGACUGUCUUGAGCGACCCAGGAAGGUUGGGGCAAAGUUUUCUGGUACAGACAUUGUUCCAGAUGAGCACCACCAGAUUCAGUUGUCCCUGGACUAUGAUGGGAAGAGAGACAGAUGGAACGGCUAUGACCCUGAGGAACACAUGCGCAUUGUGGAGGAAUAUGCUAAAGUUGACUUGGCGAAGCGAACUUUAAAAGCUCAGAGGCUGCAGGAGGAGUUGGCUACUGGGAAACUGGACCAGUCGGAGAGAGAACACAAUAGUGAAGAUGAAGAUGAGGACAAGUAUGCAGACGAUAUUGACAUGCCUGGACAGAAUUUCGAUUCCAAGAGACGUAUCACUGUGAGGAACCUGAGAAUCAGAGAGGACACUGCUAAGUACCUGAGAAACCUGGACCCAAAUUCAGCUUACUAUGACCCAAAGACCCGAGCCAUGAGGGAGAACCCAUACUCCAACACCGGCAUAAUUCCAGAAGAGGUGGGGUAUGCUGGCGACAAUUUUGCCCGCUACAGUGGGGACACAAUCGGCAUGGCACAGUCUCAAUUGUUUGCCUGGGAGGCUUACGAGAGGGGUACAGAAGUGCACCUGCAAGCUGACCCCACCAAACUAGAGCUGCUACACCAGUCCUUCAGAGUCAAGAAGGAAGAUUUUAAAGAGAAACAGAAAGAGAGCAUUCUGGAAAGGUACGGGGGUCAGGAGCACCUGGAUGCACCCCCAAGGGAGCUGCUUCUGGCUCAGACAGAGGACUAUGUAGAAUACUCUCGACAUGGAGCAGUCAUCAAAGGCCAGGAGAAAGCCAUAGCACGAUCGAAAUAUGAAGAGGAUGUCCUUAUUAAUAACCACACCUGUAUCUGGGGUUCUUUCUGGAAAGAUGGAUACUGGGGCUACAAAUGCUGCCAUUCUUUGGUCAAACAGAGUUACUGCACAGGAGAGGCCGGCAGGAAAACAACAAACACCUCAUGUGUUCCAUUUGACGAAGGGUUAGAGGAUGAAGAAGAGGCACCAAAGACACUUUUGGAGAUGCAUCAAGAAAAGUUGAAGGAGAAAAAGAAGAAGAACAAGAAGCAUAAGAAGAAGGAUACAGACAGUAGUGAUGAGGAGGAUGAAGCCAAAAAGAAAGAAAAGCUGAAAAAGGCGCUGAGUGUAGAGGAGCAGCGACUGAAGCUGGUAGCAGAGAUGAUGCAGCUGGAUGAGAGAAAGAGACCCUACAACAGCCUGAAGGAGGUGCACGAGCCCACCGAGGAGGAGAUGGAAGCCUUCCGGAUGAAACGCUAUCGACCUGAUGACCCCAUGGCUUCCUUCCUUAACCAGUGAUUUGGAAUCGACCACUGUCUAAUCACUGCAUUUUGAUCCUUGCUCACUUUGGCCUUGUAAUGGCCUUCUACAGCCAUUUCAUGUAGGGUUAAAAUACUGGAAAUGAUGAACCAGUGGAAUUUAAAUAUAUUAUUUGUUUUAGAUUCAGUAUGUGGUGAGAUCAUUUUAUUAAAACCUGUAAAUAUAGUCCAUUUAGCAAAAUGCACCAUGUUAAUGAUUUAUUGUACAUCUGCUCAUGCGUCUGUUUUUGCAACAAUAUAAAGACCUAAAACAUG